This is a messenger RNA of Eruca vesicaria subsp. sativa (arugula), 288 nucleotides long. The record is from the annotation of a GenBank genome assembly. NCBI's taxonomy places the organism in Eukaryota, Viridiplantae, Streptophyta, Magnoliopsida, Brassicales, Brassicaceae.
AUGAAAUCAAAAACGGAAACAAAGAGAGGACAAGAAAGAGGAGGAGGAAGGUGGUACCAGGGGCGGAUGCACGUCUAUAGCUACGGGCAAAAGCUGUUCCUAAGCGGUGUCACAUCAGAAAGAGAUUUCUUGGAAAAUGCGCAAAAGAUGCAAUACAGGGUUGCCUCAGAGAUUUCAAGCACAGGAAUCCAAUUAUUGAUCAGUGUAGUAAAUGUGAGAACCCUCCCCGUGAAGAAGUCCAUAUAUGCAAUUGUAGUCAUCCUUGCUAAUAAAAUUAUGCAGAGUUGA